GGCGGCUGCAAGCCGAUAAAGAGUUGGGCAGAUAAGGGAAACUCAGCAGCGACAACAUGACACACUCGGGCACAUCCGCUCUGUCAACAAACCCUUCCCGCUCACCCCCAGAUAUCAAUUGGAAUAGACUGACGCACUCAGCUACAAGUUCCAGAUGGCGCGAUGACACAGAAGUGGGAGGGGCUUAGCCGAGUGUCUCGCCCAAUAGGAAGAGCUGUGCGUUCCGGCUCUGUGAUUCGGGCUCUGUGGUGGGGUGAUGUUGGGGUAGACGUGCUGGUCCUCGCAUAUAUUUAUACUGGAUGGAAAAGGAGGCCUGAACCUAAGCAAACUCCCAGGCCAGGGGGUAUUGGUAAGAUCCCCGUCGCUGCUACUUCCUUUUGAAGAGGUGCCAAGUCCCUGCCCUGUUCCAGUGCCACACUUUACAAAACUGGGAAGCGGAGCUGCUCACGCCAGUAGCCGCCGUGUGAUAUUCUACAGACAGGGGCGCAACAACGGGGAGCGAGUUGAUGGCCCGUGUUUAGGCGGCAUCGCUUGGCUGGGUGCUCGUGUGUGCGGAUGUACUUGGAGCUUGAACAGCUGCACGCUCCUGUCCUCCUCUAACAUUACUUUCAUUCACUCCUGCGCGCCCGGCGCUAACGCUCUGCGCCUCGCUUACCCGCCAUAUUAUUAACGCCCUGGGAUGUAAGUGGAGCAGACGGUGCAAGCUGUGCGUUUGAUGUUCCGCCAGGAGGGCAGCAGCGGAGCACUGGAGGCUGUGCUGAGGGAGGAGGGCAGCAUGUCCCGUUACUCGGACUGGUUCUAUGGAGGAGUGGACCCCAACAUAGCGGGCAAUGGGGGGGCGGAGUGCGCUUCUUUUCUUCCCCAUGGGCAGCGCUUGCUGGAGAGCGCGGUGCUGAUGAUCGUGUCUCUGCUGGAGAUCGGGGUGUCUCUGAGGAACAUCAGGAGAGGCAGAGCCGGAGAGUGGGAGCCCAGUGCGACUGUCGCUGCUGCUUCUGUGCGCUCCGAGAGCCUGGGCAAGAACCUGCUCUUAGUGGCCAUGUGCCUGACCUUUGGCGUGGAAGUGGGAUUCAAGUUCGCCACCAAGACUGUCAUCUACCUGCUCAAUCCCUGCCACGUGGUUACUAUGCUGCAGAUUUUUCUCCUGGCCUGCCCACCUUGUAAGUUGGCCACUAUUAUAUUCAGGCUUCAGAUGCACAUGUUAAAUGGGGCCCUUCUUGCUUUGGUGUUCCCUGUGCUAAACACUAGACUGCUUCCAUUUGAGGUCGAGGUGUACUAUGUCCAACAUGUCAUGCUCUAUGUGGUGCCCUUCUACCUGCUUCGAAAAGGAGGGGUGUACACUCCGGAGCCCAUGAGUGAUUUCUGGUGGGCUAUUCUGGCAACUGGGCUCAUGUUUUUCUACCACUUCAGCUUGCUGCAGAUCCUGGGCCUGGUGACUGAAGUAAAUCUAAACAACAUGCUGUGCCCCGCCAUAUCCGACCCCUUCUAUGGGCCAUGGUAUCGAAUCUGGGCAUCAGGGCAUCAAACCCUCAUGACUCUGAUCCACGGGAAGCUCAUUGUCUUCUUGUUUUCUUGUGGUCUUCCAAGAUGGAAAUUCUUCAUGGAUCUGUUUCCAUUGCCUGGGAAGAAAGUGGACUGAAGGGGAAUAUCAGGAAGCCAAAUAUGAGGGCUCAGACUUGUCACUCGUCGCUGCCAUAAACUGUCUCUGGCUUUAAAGAAAGGGUCUAACAUUUCUUAUUCCAGUGUGACAGACUUGUGUAUAACAUAAGUGACCUUACUGGAAAGUGCUCAGUGCCCUCCCUAAUAGCUGGAAUUUCUUAUACCUCUUAAGAGAAUAAGGCAGCUAGCCUAAAGCAAAAAAACUGGUGGAUUAUCGGCAGAAGUUAUGGCUCACUAACUCACCAGUUAUCCUAGUGAACCCAUACUGGUUUUCCUUAGUGGUUUCUAACAGAUCUAAUGACCAGUGUUUGCCAUUUAGAUCUUUACAGACCGGGGGUUAAGUGCUUACAAGGCAUUCUCUCUCCUGGCCAAUAAGCAUCUCCGAAAAUACAUGGGCAAGAAUUAAGAUCAAAAUUUUAAAUUCUUUAAAGGGCAUAUCUGUUGGACUCGUUUUAUAUACAGGUAGACUACGUGGUGUGUCAGCUAUAGUAAUGUUACAUUGUAAAUUUGUAUUUUAUAUAUAACCUUUUAUGUACAUUUCUAACAUUGGUAUUUAACGUAAAAAUAUACACUCCACAAAAUG
Molecule: messenger RNA, 2239 nt
Organism: Xenopus laevis (African clawed frog)
Lineage: Eukaryota; Metazoa; Chordata; Amphibia; Anura; Pipidae
Gene: tmem164.L
Product: transmembrane protein 164 L homeolog
Exons: 6
Coding region: 716-1636 (306 amino acids)
Cellular component (GO): membrane
Source: RefSeq, a predicted model, not a curated record